Messenger RNA from Lontra canadensis (Northern American river otter), 1507 nucleotides. RefSeq names its product G protein-coupled receptor 146 (gene GPR146). The record is from RefSeq and is a predicted model, not a curated record. Gene Ontology annotation, molecular function: G protein-coupled receptor activity. NCBI's taxonomy places the organism in Eukaryota, Metazoa, Chordata, Mammalia, Carnivora, Mustelidae. The coding region runs from base 9 to 1010 and encodes 333 amino acids. Gene Ontology annotation, cellular component: membrane. The transcript has a single exon. Gene Ontology annotation, biological process: G protein-coupled receptor signaling pathway.
CCGCCGCCAUGUGGAGUUGCGGGCCACUCAACGGCACGGGUGGCACUGAGGACCACAGCCUCUGCCAGCACUUCCACCUGGUCCUGUCCCUCUUCUCUCUGCUCUACCUGGUCAUCGGCGUCCCCAUCGGCCUGGGCUACAAUGCCCUGCUCAUCCUGGUCAACCUGUAUGACCAGAGCAGCAUGACCAUGCCCGAUGUCUACUUCGUGAACAUGGCCGUGGCAGGCCUGGUGCUCAGCGCCCUGGCACCCGUGCACCUGCUGGGCCCCACGGCCUCUGGCUGGGCCCUGUGGGGCUUCAGCAGCGAGGCUCACAUCACACUGCUGGUGCUGUUCAACGUCUCCUCCCUGGUGACCAUGUACUCCACAGCCCUGCUCAGCCUCGACUACUACAUCGAGCGGGCCCUGCCCCGCACCUACAUGUCCAGUGUCUACAACACCAGGCACGUGUGUGGCUUUGUCUGGGGUGGGGCCCUGCUCACCAGCUUCUCCUCCCUGCUCUUCUACAUCUGCAGCCACGUGGCGGCCAGGAUCGUCGAGUGCUCCAAGAUGCAGGACACAGAGGCUGCUGAUGCCAUCAUGGUGUUCAUUGGGUUUCUGGUCCCCACCCUGGCCGUCCUCUAUGCGCUGGCGCUCAUUGCAAGGCUCCGCAAGGAAGACACGCCCCUUGACCAGGACACGGGGAGGCUGGAGCCCUCGGUGCACAGGCUUCUGGUGGCCACUGUGUGCACGCAGUUUGGGCUCUGGACACCUCACUACCUGACCCUCCUGGGGCACACGUUGCUAGCCUUGCGGGGGAAGCCCGUGGACGGGCACCACUUGGGGAUUCUGCUCUUUGUGAAGGACCUGUCGAGAUUCCUGGCCUUCUCCAGCAGCUCCGUGAUGCCGCUCCUCUACCGUUACAUCAACAGGAGCUUCCCUGGCAAACUCCGGCGGCUCAUCAAGAAAAUGCACUGUGGGCAUCAGAGCUGCUCCCCAGACCAGGUGGGGGUCCAGCAGGUGAUGGCAUAGACAGCCAGUCCCGGGGCCGCCACCAGCACUCACUGCGGGGUCACCUGGCAGCUGGCCGAGGGUGCAUGCCCUCGACGCACGACCCACCCCCCUUCUCGGGAGACAGGUGACUGACACUGGAGCUGGGUGCCCAGCACCGUGUCGCUGUCUUCCCCAGGGGGUCAAUGCGGCAAGAACAAAGGACAGCACUGGAUGUGUUUUCACCAAGUCUGCUGUUGUUCCACAAAGGCCUCUCUUACACCAAGGCCACGUUGUUCAAGGCAGCAGGGGCCUGGUGUGAAGGGAAGCUGCCUCAGCCCACCUGCUUCUGCCCAAGGCCUGAGCACUGCUCCAUCCCCGGGGCCACGCCCUCAGCUUCCUCCACACAGGUCCCAGAACGACGUGAUGAUAGUCAAAAGCCAGUAUUUAUACUCUGUCUUGCUACAAUCCUUGAUUCCCUCUUUUACUUUAUUUCUGUCCACAGAAAGAUUUGACAGAAAAGUUGCAACAGUAUGAGA